AAACAGGUUCUGUCUUGAGGAUUUCUGGCUGGAGUUCUUGCUUCCUUUUGUCAGAUUAAAUGGAAAACGAAGGUCCAACUCCGCUUGAUCAAUUGGCGGCAUAUAAAAAGAUUGUCAGAAUUAAAGUACGUGUUUGUAGGAUAUGGAGACCAAAAUACCCAGGCAUGGGCGACAAAUAUACAGACUUGCACUGUAUAUUGGUUGAUGAAAAGCAACAAGCUAUCGAAGCAUCUUCUACUGAAAUGGACUGUGAAAUAAUAGUUCCAAAGAUUGAAGCAAGCACUUGCUAUGAGAUCAUGAAUUUCCGUACUAACUAUGCAAGGGCUCAGUAUAGAGUUGUUCCACAUGAGACCCAAAUCAUUUUCACUUCGAAGACGCUUUUUAAGAAGUUGGCAAGUGUCUUUCCGCCUAUUCCACGACACAGAUUUUUCUUGCAGGAUUAUAACAAAUUAUAUCCUCGGUUAAACAAAUGUGAUAUCUUGACAGAUGUUAUUGGCCACCUCAUUUCAGUCCAGCCUUUAGAACCAAUACAGAUCAAUCAGAGAAUUGAGCACAAAUGUGAUUUCGUUAUACAAAACAUCAAGUCAUUUCGUGUCCAUAAUAAAAUUAAAAAGCUUUUUGCCUCUCAAUUCCAUUUCAAUAGUCUAAUAGUCAUAUUCUUCUAUUAAAAAAUAGUUCCAAUAAUUUUAAAUACAAAGAUUUUCAUGACUUCAAAAUUUUUUUUAUCCUUUUUGGCUUUCGUUGUUUUACAGAAAUGAAGAAGCUAAGAUCACACUAUGGUCAGAUGUUGCACAUGCCUUUUCUGCUUUCUCAUUAGAACAACUACACCAA
Molecule: messenger RNA, 831 nt
Organism: Pyrus x bretschneideri (Chinese white pear)
Lineage: Eukaryota; Viridiplantae; Streptophyta; Magnoliopsida; Rosales; Rosaceae
Exons: 4
Coding region: 60-668 (202 amino acids)
Source: RefSeq, a predicted model, not a curated record